Molecule: messenger RNA, 1511 nt
Organism: Drosophila guanche
Lineage: Eukaryota; Metazoa; Arthropoda; Insecta; Diptera; Drosophilidae
Gene: Ccz1
Product: vacuolar fusion protein CCZ1 homolog
Exons: 4
Coding region: 66-1493 (475 amino acids)
Biological process (GO): vesicle-mediated transport
Cellular component (GO): intracellular membrane-bounded organelle; Mon1-Ccz1 complex
Source: RefSeq, a predicted model, not a curated record
CACAGAAACGCAUUAGGAGAUUUCUAUAAAAUAAAUAAACAGCAAUAAAAUACAUUUAAGCAACAAUGGCGAAAUUGUUGCAACGCCUGGAGGUGACGCUUCGAAGUUUUUAUGUUUUCAACUCGAACUUUGGGGAGAAGGAAGGCGAGGAACACAAAAAAGUCUUGUACUAUCAUCCGAACGACAUCGAACUGAACACGAAAAUAAAGGAUGUGGGCCUCAGCGAAGCAAUCAUCAGAUUUACUGGCACCUUCACCACGGAGGACGACUGCAAGGCGCUGCAUACGCAAAAGACAACACAGCUCUUUUACCAGCCCGAGCCGGGCUUCUGGCUGGUUCUGGUGCUGAAUGUGCCCAAGGAAAUACGGCUGAAGGAGGGCGUGGAGGUGGCCGACUACCGGGGCGGCGAAGUGUCCGACCGCAUCUACAGGGCCGUCCUCCGCCAGUGUUAUCAAAUGUAUUGCUUUCAGCAUGGAACACUGGCGUCCGUUGGAGCUGGCUUAGAGCAGGUCGAUGAGCGCCGCGAACUGCUAUCCGAGCAACUGCUGCAGUUCUAUGAGAAAUAUCUGACCUGCCUGAAGGAUCUGGCCCACUGUGAUAUCAUUGACAUGCUGCAUUCCAUCCAAUACCUGCCCCUAGACAAGUCGCUCUUCCUGCGGGCGCACAAUUUUGGCAUGCUGUGCGCCACCUUUCCGGUGAUCAAGCAGAGCAUUAUGUUCUACAACGAGCAGAUCGUCUGCGGGGGCAAGCUCAGUGCCGGCGAUCUCUACAGUCUUCAUGCAUACAUUGUCCACAAUGUUCUAGCAUUGGAAUCAAGCGCAUCAUCUGCCGCCACGCCAGUGCUAAAGCGCAGCAUCAGCGAGUGCCAAGCGAGAGGGUUCGUACGCUGCCAGCCCGACGAUGCCCAGGAGGAAGCACCACCGCUUACGGUCUACCUAACCAUCGAAAAUCAAGUUACGCCACAUUACUUGCUCAUCUAUCGUGCUCUACACAUAACCCUGUGUCUUUUCCUCGAUGCCAAUGAGCCUGCUCCAAAACAGGAACUCUACGAUGAGCUGCAUGCCUACAUUGCGCCCCAGCUGACAUGCCUGGCCCGUGAUAUUGCCAGCGAGGUGGCAAAGGAAGCUCUGGCGCAUCCUGUACCGGACAGCGGCUCAGCGUCCAACGAAUCCGCACCCAAAUAUCUGUUCAUCAACGAACAGAGCCUGCAGCACCACACGAACCUACACAGGAAUGGCGUGCCGCGGAACGUAAUGAGCGUAAUUGCGGAUCUGGCCAAUCCCGGCGAGCAUUUGGAUGUGGCUGCAGCUGCGCCCACAGAGGAGCUGCAGGUGAAGACCACCAAUGACUAUUGGAUUGUGAAGCGGCGCUGCAACUGGCGGCAGUACUAUGUGAUUCUGUGCAACAGCAAGGCGACCCUUCUGGACGUGACGCAGGAAGCGAAGCGUAUAUUUGAACAGGAGCUCACAGAUGAUGUAUUCUUUGACAAAUAAAUAGCAGUAUGAGGUAAA